Messenger RNA from Coniosporium apollinis CBS 100218, 999 nucleotides. RefSeq lists its product as uncharacterized. The transcript is spliced from 4 exons. NCBI's taxonomy places the organism in Eukaryota, Fungi, Ascomycota, Dothideomycetes. The record is from RefSeq and is a predicted model, not a curated record. Bases 1 to 999 code for a protein of 332 amino acids.
AUGCCUAGCAGAGAAGCUACUCACGCCGGGUCCUGGUACUCCUCAAACAGAGCAACCCUCUCCUCUCAGCUCGACAACUGGCUUGAUCAAGUACCAGCAUCCACAAAAUGCAUCGGCUCUGAGUCUGCAACCCAACCGCCAGUCGAGCUACCUUCAAGCGGGGCCCGAGCCAUCAUUGCGCCGCAUGCCGGAUAUUCCUACUCUGGGCCUGCAGCAGCAUGGGCAUACAAAGCUCUAGAUCUCUCAAACGCCAAGCGCAUCUUCCUCCUAGGCCCCUCCCACCACUUCUAUCUCAGCGGCUGCGCGCUCUCGAAAUGCGACACUUACGAGACUCCCCUCGGCAACCUGAAGCUGGAUAAAGACACCAUCGCCGAGCUGCACGCGACCAAAGCGUUUGACAAGAUGUCCCAGUCCAUCGACGAAGACGAGCACAGUCUUGAGAUGCACCUGCCCUACAUCUACAAGAUGCUCGAAAGGACAUUCGGCAACGAGGCCUCCUUCCCGGCCCUCAUCCCCAUCCUCGUGGGCGCAACCUCCGCCGCAACCGAGCAGCGCUUCGGCCGCCUCUUAGCACCCUACCUCGCAGACCCAUCCUCCAUCUUCAUCAUCAGCUCCGACUUCUGCCACUGGGGCACGCGUUUCCGAUACACCUACUACAUGCCCUCUUCCGGCCCCCCGCGCUCUUUACGCAGCAACGAGCGAGCGCCCACGUCGCCGCCUAUACAUGAGAGCAUUGCGCGGGUGGACCAGCUGUGCAUGGAUGCCGUGGAGCGGGGCGGGCAUGCGGGGUUUCUGGAGGUGCUGGAGCGGACGGGGAAUACGGUCUGUGGAAGGCAUCCGAUUGGGGUGGUCAUGGCUGCUGUGGAGGUGUUGGAGAGUGAGGGGAAGGCAGGGGAUGGGAAGGGGAGGUUCCGGUUCGUGAGGUACGAAAGGAGUAGUGAUGUGCUAGGGGUGGGAGAUAGUAGUGUUAGUUAUUGUAGUGCGUUUGCUGUUUUCUGA